AUGGUCGGCAUUAUCGACACCAAACCGAUCGUUGUGAUCGCCUGCCCUCCGGAAAACGGACACACGCACCCAUUUCUCCCACAUGCCGUACAUCUGGUCAAGCAGGGCUACAUCGUACACUUCAUUGCAGGCACUGAGUCUGAAAAUGCAGUUCGUCGAUCCGGCGCAGUUUUUCACCGUAUCCACCGGGAUUGGCCGCCCGGCGUGUUGGAAAAGAUGAUGACACUUCCAGAUCCCACGCAGCGUUUCAACUUCGCACUCAGCGCUGUUUUUGUCGACUUGACCCCAGUGGCCAUGCAAGUGCUGCAGGACGUACUGGAGGAAAUCCGUGAAGAGCAUCCGCAGCGCGAGGUGGUGAUCGUCGCGGAGUUUGCGUCCGCUGGAGUUUGGCCGUUUGUGCUGGGGGCACCGCUACCAAAAGGAUACACCCGGUUCCCGAAGGUAAUCACAUUUUCGACGUUGCCGUUUGCUGGUUCCAGCGUGGACACUGCGCCGUUUAGACCGGGCCUGCCGCCAGAUUCGAGUGAGCAGGGCCGCGUCCGCAACGCGGCUUUGUACAAAGCUUUUGAGGAGUUCGAGGUGGAGCUGGUAGGACAUGCCAAUGCUGUUUACAAGAGGCUUGGUGCAGCAAAGAAAGCACCUGGGCACUUGUUAGAUCUGUGGGCCACUGGGGGAGACGUCACUGUGCAGCCUUGUAGUCCAAGUCUGGAGUACCCGCGGAGUGAUUUGUCGCCCAAGGUUCGGUUUAUCGGCGGCACUCCUCGCGCAGAGGUCGACCCGGAACUUGUGCUUCCUGAAUGGUGGAGAGAAUUACUAGAAGCAAGAAAGGCCGAGAAACCAAAGAAUAUAGUAUUUGUUUCCCAGGGCACGGUCAUGGUCGACUACAACAUGCUUUUGAUUCCCACCAUCAAGGCUCUGGCUGAUAGGGAAGACUGUAUGGUCAUUGGAGUCUUGGGUCAAAGAGGCGCGAAGCUGCAGAACGUUACGGUACCAGCGAACGCGAAGGUGGUCGAUUACUUAUUGUAUGCUGCAAUUCUCCCAUACGUUGAUGUGUUCAUCAACAACGGGGGAUAUGGAGGCUUCAUGCAAGGCGUCAUGCAUGGAGUUCCCAUGGUCUUAGCUGGAGUAGAACUGGACAAAGCUGAGGUGUCGAUGCGGGGAGAAUGGGCCGGUAUUGCGGUGAACUUGCGUACAAGCACUCCCAGUGCUGAUGCCAUUCGGGGCGGGGUGGACCAGAUACUCGCCGACAGCAGCUUCAAGACCCGCUGUGUGGAGAUUCAGCGUGAGAAUGACGAGCUUGAUUGUCGGACUCAGUUGGAACGCAUCCUCGCGGAAGUUGUAUGA
This is a messenger RNA of Aspergillus mulundensis, 1344 nucleotides long. RefSeq names its product glycosyltransferase. The coding region runs from base 1 to 1344 and encodes 447 amino acids. The record is from RefSeq and is a predicted model, not a curated record. Lineage: Eukaryota; Fungi; Ascomycota; Eurotiomycetes; Eurotiales; Aspergillaceae. The transcript is spliced from 2 exons. Gene Ontology annotation, molecular function: glycosyltransferase activity.